Messenger RNA from Perca fluviatilis (European perch), 2560 nucleotides. RefSeq names its product G protein-coupled receptor 61 (gene gpr61). The record is from RefSeq and is a predicted model, not a curated record. The transcript is spliced from 2 exons. Gene Ontology annotation, cellular component: plasma membrane; endosome; signaling receptor complex. NCBI's taxonomy places the organism in Eukaryota, Metazoa, Chordata, Actinopteri, Perciformes, Percidae. Gene Ontology annotation, molecular function: G protein-coupled receptor activity. Bases 1073 to 2479 code for a protein of 468 amino acids. Gene Ontology annotation, biological process: G protein-coupled receptor signaling pathway.
CUUAUCACACUCCAGUGGUAAACAAAGUCAUUCCUCAGGGCAGGGAAUAGUUCAGGAAGUGUAAUAUGUAUGUUGUGUGGGCCGGGCUUUUGUAAAUGUUAAUCUCAGCUCAUUAACAUUAACCACUGGGAUUCUUUUUCUCUCUGCGAAUCAACAAUGCAGCCUUGUGAGAGGGCUUUUGCCGGAUUGUGCAUGAAGGGAGAUCUUGGGGAGCUGAGCACAAGGAGACAGAGAAUCAGAGAAAUGCUGAUCCAGAGGAUAAAGGUGAUUUUCUCUCCAAGUUGUUGGCAACUUCUACGCCUGUCAGUGGGACCUGAUGUAAGAUUAGUUGGAAGGUUCCAAAAGCAAAGCCAUCCCUUCAUGAGGAGCCCAGAGGUAGUGAGACACUAAGACCCAGUGGAGAGCAGGGAGGCUGGGUGCUGCCUGCCCACCCGCCGCCUGCCUGUCCGCUCUGCACGGCUCUGCAGUUGCCCUGGGCGCGUGCCGGAGACAGUACAUGUGUGUAUGAAAGUGUGUGUCCAAUCUUUGUGCAUCAUAGGCUGCUCCUGCUCACCUACCUGAAUCGGAGACCUGGCUAGAAGACAGCUGAGAGGAGGGAGGUGUGUGUGUCUGGAGGGAUGGGGAGGGGGCCGGUCAGCUUGGUUGGGUAUGAGUUGAUGACGAGAUGAAAGGGGCCAGGUGAGGAGGAGGCACAGCAGAGCCCCUCUCCUCUCUCUCUCUGUGAUGUGUAGUGUCAGUGUGUGUUUGCUGUGUGUGGGGGAGAGAAAGCUAAACAGGUCGGCUCUCCUUCUGUAGACCGUGAACCUGCAAAGGAGGAAGCAGCCCUCUCCAGACUAAGAUCUUUCCAACUGAAGGUCAUUUUGGAGAGAGUUCAACUUUUGGAGAGAGUUCAACUCCUAUGAUCGUCUGCAGUGCUCCAGGCUAAAGUCUACGAGGUGUCAGGGCCUCUACAGCUCCAGCUGCCAUGUCAGACACCACCACCUGAGCUUCUCAGUGACACCCUAUGACAGGGGAGGAUGGGUGAUGGGCCCGUGAAAUUUAGCGGACUCUCUCCUCCUUAUUCAUUCCUCUCAUGGAGCACCCUGUCACACCAAGCCCCUCCUGGAACAUUUCUUUCUCCGGCCUCCCCAUAUUCCCAGCCUCACUGCACCCGAAUAGCUCUAACGUGACCCCGCCCGUUGCAAGCAUCCGAGGUGGGGUGGAUCUGAACCAGUCCUUGGCGCUGUGUGCUAUGAUCAUCAUCGAUGUGUUGGCAGUGGUGGGGAACUUGGCGGUGAUGAUUGUCAUCACUAAAACUCAGCAGCUGCGCAAGUUUGCCUUUGUUUUCCACCUGUGUCUGGUGGACCUGCUGGCAGCGCUGGUGUUGAUGCCUCUGGGGAUGCUGUCAGACCGAAUCCUUGUGGACGAGGCGCUGUGUCGGAGCUACCUCUGCUUGAGUGUGUGUCUAGUGAGCGCUGCCAUCCUCACCAUCUGUGCCAUCAACGUGGAGCGCUACUACUAUAUCGUACACCCCAUGCGUCAUGAGGUGAAGAUGACAGUUGGGGUGGUGGUGAUGGUACUAGUGGGAAUCUGGAUUAAAGCCAUUGUCAUGUCAGUGCUGCCUCUCCUGGGAUGGCUGCUCCAGGAGAACCAGGGCGUGGGGACUCCUUCGGUCCUCAUUCACGGUCAGAGACACUGCUCCCUCCACGGGACGGGAGGCCGAACCAUACGGCUGCUUUUCAUUGUCUUCUUUACAUUUAUCUAUUUUCUGUGCCCCGUGCUGAUCAUUCUGGUGGUCUACUGCAACAUGUUCAUGGUGGCACGGGUAGCAGCCAUGCAGCACGGCCUGCUUCCCACUUGGAUGGACACACCGCAACAACGGUCCGAGUCCCUCAGCAGCCACUCCACUAUGGCGGCCAGCCUUGGUGGAACUGGUGCCCGCACCACUCCUCAGAGGACCUUUAGCGGUGGGAAGGCUGCGGUGGUCCUGGUGGCAGUGGGAGGACAGUUCCUCUGCUGCUGGCUGCCAUAUUUCUCCUUUCAUCUCUACUCGGCUGUGGUUUCUACCUCUCCCGCCUCUCUGGCCCAGCUGGAGGAUGUGGUCACAUGGAUUGGCUAUUUCUGCUUCACCUCCAAUCCCUUCUUCUAUGGCUGCCUGAACCGGCAGAUUCGUGAGGAGCUGGGCCGACACCUGGCUUGCCUCUUCAAGCGGGCUGGGCCCAGCGAAGGGGAGCAGCUGCCCAGCCGCGAGGCCUCUAUUGAGGAGAACUUUUUGCAGUUCCUUCAGGGCACUGGAUGCAAUCGGGAGCCCUGCAACUCUCAUAGCAGAGCCAGCCCAGAGGAGCCAGAGACUGAGGGCCUUCAGGAAUCAGCUGUUCAGCAGAACACGCCAGCUGACUUCCACAUCCCAGGGCAGAUCCUUGAGGAAACCUCAGAGUUCAUACAGCGGCAACAGCUGAACAAUAAGCUACAUGUAUCAGAGAACUACUGCAAAACAUAACCAGAGCUGUACCUGCCUCUCAUGUACUGUCUUUUUUGCCAUCUACAUAUAAUCCAAUAAAUAUACUUAGUUUUACUCAUA